Molecule: messenger RNA, 885 nt
Organism: Pestalotiopsis fici W106-1
Lineage: Eukaryota; Fungi; Ascomycota; Sordariomycetes; Amphisphaeriales; Sporocadaceae
Exons: 4
Coding region: 1-885 (294 amino acids)
Source: RefSeq, a predicted model, not a curated record
AUGCCUCACAUCACGCAGCGUUUCACCUACGCCCUUGAGUUGGGCAAAGAUGCGGCAUCAGACGAGCUGGUGCAUGUGGACCAUGUCGUCCCCCCAAUUGGGAACCAAGUCCGUGCUUGUCUGUGGGACUCUUGCGGUGAACACUGCGCUCUUUUUGAUAUACUUCCCCAUGAGGAAGAUAAGAUUCGCUCCUCUAAUGGAAUACCUGACUGGAUUCCCACCCCCGACAUCUUUGAGGAGCACCCCGAGACCAUGCCUCGAGUAUUCAAGUCUUGGGCUCCCAAGUAUACCAUCGUCAAUACGACCCUUGACGGAACGGCCGUGGCUGUCAAGGAUUCCAAGCAGAACGGUCUCAUUCGCUUCUGGAUCAGCAGCGAGGAGAGCAGUGACGACGAGGGGCCCACAGCUUGCAUUACAAUGAAGCACUCGAACCAGCAGAAGAAGACUGAGUUCCAGCUUACAAUCAAUGUUUCUCCCUCUGCGUAUGCCGUCAUGGCCAGUACCAGAUCUCAGCUGUGGCGAAUCGACAGCAGCGCCUACGUGUAUAGCACGUCGCGCAUGGACCAGAUAUGUGGUGGCCUUCUGAUCGGUGCCCCGUGGAAGGCUCAACUCAAAGCCGCGAUUCCGUCGGACCUGGCCCAGCAUCUCAAGAACACUGCCACUCAAGCCGCUAGCUGUCCUCUCCCACGCGAUAAGACGCCGGCAGAGCGUGUUCGUGAUGCUGUCCGCAACAAGAUAGAGACGGCCUUGCGUACUCGCUCCAAUGCUCCAAACUACGCUUUUACGACUCCUCUAUUCAUCAAGUACCCGUCCCUUCUCCCCCCUGUUUGGGUGGACUGGGAUCCGGCCACAACCACUGUCGAGCGCGACGCCCGUUGGGGAUAG